UGGUUAAAUUCAGAGUCAGACGGAGUGUGAGAGUGUGUGUGUAUGAGAGCGUGUUACCUGUGUGAGUGUGUGUCUCUCAGUCAGGUGAGAUAGUAGAUCGUCUUCAGCUGAUUCUCGGACCUUCUUUAAUUCACUGAUUGAGAUGUUUGAGAUGUUUGGAGAAGUUUAAUUGAAGGUUGCAGUAGAUGCCAGUUUUAGAGGGUAGAGCUCAGGUAGGCAUGGAGAGUGGUGCCCAGUCAGCAGCUUUGGGUCUCCAUGCUGGGGGGCAGUGUGCCAGUCCAGCCCCGGCCAAACGACAAGCUGUGAAGAGACACCAUCACAAACACAACCUGAAGCACAGGUACGAGUUCCUGGAGACUCUGGGGAAGGGCACCUAUGGGAAGGUGAAGAAGGCUGUGGAGAGAUCUGGGAGAAUGGUGGCCAUCAAAUCCAUCAAGAAGGAGAACAUUAAAGAUGAGCAGGAUCUCACACACAUCAGGAGAGAGAUAGAGAUCAUGUCCUCUCUGAACCAUCCCUACAUCGUCUCCAUAUACGAAGUGUUUGAGAAUAAGGAUAAGAUCGUGAUUGUGAUGGAGUACGCCAGCAGAGGAGAUCUGUUCGACUACAUCAGCGAGAGGCAGAUCUCCGAGAAAGAAGCCAGACAUUUCUUCAGACAGAUCGUCUCAGCUGUUCACUACUGCCACCGGAAUGGGAUCGUCCACCGGGACCUGAAGCUGGAGAACAUCCUGCUGGAUGAAAACGGAGACAUAAAGAUUGCUGAUUUUGGGUUGUCGAACCUGUACGGGCGUGAGGAGCACCUGCAGACAUACUGCGGCAGCCCGCUUUACGCCUCUCCUGAAAUCGUAAACGGCCGACCUUACAAAGGUCCUGAGGUGGACAGCUGGUCUCUGGGCGUCCUGCUCUACACUCUGGUCCACAGAGCCAUGCCUUUCGACGGACACAACUACAAGACUCUGGUCCAUCAGAUCAGCACCGGAGACUACCGCAAACCCACCAAACCCUCAGAUGCGAUUGGCUUGAUCCGCUGGAUGCUGAUGGUGAAUCCUGAUCGCAGGGCGACUCUGGACGAAAUCGCUGGACACUGGUGGCUCAACUGGGGCUACCAGCGCCCGCUGCUGGCUGAGAGUGAAGCUACAGCUACGUCAACAGCACCAGCACCAGCCGGAGCGCUGCAGGCAUCAGGAAUGGGAACAGGAACGGGAGCAGCACCCCAUUCAGCAGGCUCUACACGCAUCGCCGACUGGCUGAGGAGGACCACUCGACCUCUGCUGCAUAGCAAUUCUAAGAUGCGCUGCCUGCUGCGGCCAGGAGGAAGCAGCACCGGGGGAGAAGUGACGGUGACGAGACAACGCUCGAUCCGCAGGUCACGCAAAGAAAAUAACGUCUCCCAGAGCAUGCAGGAGAACAGCGCCCCUCGGCCGUUCAAAGGCAUCCUGAAAAAACGCGGCAGCCUAAAGCAGAAGGCGGUCAACGAAGCACAAGUUCCUCCCCUUGAAGAUAAAACGACAAAUGCUAAUAUGGCCCCUCCCACUGCUCUGCCUCCAGCCCCGCCCCCUCGUAAAGGCAUUCUGAAGAAACCGACAGAGAGAGAGUCGGGGUAUUAUUCCUCGUCUCCAGACAGCAGCGACUCUGCCCAAACUCCUCAAAGUCCACUUUGCCCGUCGACGCCACCUCGGCGAAAAGGCAUUCUGAAACGCCACGGCAAGUUCUCCUCUGGUGGCCUACAAGAAUUUGGAUCCUUGGACCAGCUUGCGGCCUCCCUGCCACCGGGGAUCAGCAGAUCAAGGCCUAAAGGUGCCAUCAGCGAGGACAGCAUCCUAUCGUCUGAAUCGUUCGAUCGGUUAGACCUUCCAGACCGUCACGAUCCAGUUGCGACAGUGGAGCCUCCAACAGGAGGCAGCAGAAUCAUGCGUGGCAGCGUUUCGGCUGACAACCUCUUGGACAUGAGCGAGAACAGGCUGUCUGGUCCACGUCAGGGUUACUGGGAUAUGGACAUAGCCUGCUAUCAGGCGAGGGUCGGAGAUAGCACCUUCUCCUUCACGGACUGCACAUAAAAGGAAAUGUGACCGAACAGUCUACUAGCAUUAACUUUUAGCAUGUAAAGAGCAUGCACGAGCUAAGAGAUGCACAUCGGGACUGGGAUCGUUUGUUUUUCAGGUUGUGUGCUCUUAUUUUUGCAUGGGAACAGUGUCAUGAAUGAAAGAAGCAGUAGUCUAGCCAAUAAGGCUUUUUUUAUUUAUAUUACACAAUGUCUACUUGAAGAAAGGUGGUAGCCUAAAAAAAAGUGGUGAAGCCAAAAAAAGCUAGUUAGCAAAGGGAAUAGCAUUGGUGGUUAGUCUGGUAAACACUAGAAUAUUAAGAGUUAGGGCCCUAGCAGCGAUUGAUCUGCUCUGGUCUUUUCAUAAUAAGCAUUUCAUGAUGUUUUCUCAUAGAUCUCGAAGAUUUAAACACUUGAUGAACUUGAUGACCAUUGAGACUGCAGUAUCUCUAAACGUGAAAGUUGCACCUUUUUUUUUUUUUCUUCGAUAUUUUGAUUAGCAAAGCAGAACCAAAGAUGCUCUACUUGAACGUUUAGCAAUAGAAACCAGACUGCUGAGGGAAGAGGAUACAAAGUCCAGUUCCAGGGAAAGCAGCGAAUGGCGGAUUACAAACACAGAACUCAAAGGUCCACAGAUCAAACGGUUCAUCGGUGAUAAGGUGUUGACAGUUUCUGUAUUAGAUGAAAAGUCCAGUAACCUGGUCAACGUUUAACUUUUACUACUUUUAUGUUUGUGGCCUAGAUCUCAGAUGACAUGCCAGACAGAGUUUUAUGCGGUUUUAUUGCUUUAUUUUAUGAAAUUUGUCUUGGUUACCCAAUAAGGCUGGAUGAAUAGAUGAAUGGAUGGAUAUAAACAGUCUGCAUGGAUGGGAAUAUGAAGCAAACAUUGUUUCUGUUGCUAAAAAGAAAAAAUGAAUUGAUAUUUUGGUCACUUUGUUCAAUUUGGAUCAGUUUGUUCAGAAAGGAUUUAAAUUGUACAAAAAAUAACUUCAAACUGAUUUGUGGCAGGGUGUGUAAAUGUGGUAUGCAUGUUCUGUAAUGAGGGAAUUUUACAUAGAAAAUCUUUUAAAAGCUGCACUGUAUAAUUCAUUACACUGGAAAAAUGUUCUGAUGGAGCAUUUUUAAUGUUGUUAAUGCUAUUAUUUCAUCAUAUGCUUGGCUUGGCGCAAAAUCAGGUCUUGGCUAAAGUCCAUCCAAAAAUGUGAUCAGUAUUUUUUUUUUAAUAUAUAUAUAAUUUAUACAUGGAAAUUUAACAUGCUACGCAGUUCUGCUCAACCUCAUACCAUGUUUCUUUGCCAAAGUGCCUGACUGAUCUGUAGCGCCUCACUGUGGCCAUCUCCACUGAAUGCUGAAAUCGGCUCAGUGGAUCAAUAAAAAAAAAACAACCUGUCAAACAA
Messenger RNA from Astyanax mexicanus (Mexican tetra), 3435 nucleotides. RefSeq names its product NUAK family, SNF1-like kinase, 2 (gene nuak2). Gene Ontology annotation, molecular function: ATP binding; tau-protein kinase activity; protein serine/threonine kinase activity. Gene Ontology annotation, biological process: intracellular signal transduction; protein phosphorylation; microtubule cytoskeleton organization. NCBI's taxonomy places the organism in Eukaryota, Metazoa, Chordata, Actinopteri, Characiformes, Acestrorhamphidae. The record is from RefSeq and is a predicted model, not a curated record. Gene Ontology annotation, cellular component: cytoplasm.